Messenger RNA from Protopterus annectens (West African lungfish), 5223 nucleotides. It is a transcript of the gene FRMD5, whose product is annotated as FERM domain containing 5. The transcript has 13 exons. Lineage: Eukaryota; Metazoa; Chordata; Ceratodontiformes; Protopteridae. The coding region runs from base 139 to 1605 and encodes 488 amino acids. Gene Ontology annotation, cellular component: cytoskeleton. The record is from RefSeq and is a predicted model, not a curated record.
GAUGCUAAGGGCCAGUACCUGUUCGACCUCAUCUGCCAUCACUUGAACUUGUUGGAAAAAGACUAUUUUGGAAUUAGGUUUGUGGACCCUGAGAAACAGAGGCACUGGCUGGAGUUCACAAAGUCUAUUGCAAGGCAAAUGAAAGCUCUGCCUCCUUAUACAAUGUGCUUUCGUGUGAAGUUUUACCCACCUGACCCAGCUGCACUGAAAGAAGAGAUAACCAGAUAUUUAGUCUUCCUGCAAAUCAAACGGGAUCUCUAUCAUGGCCGUCUCCUGUGUAAGACAUCAGAUGCAGCUUUGUUAGCAGCCUAUAUACUUCAAGCUGAAAUUGGUGACUAUGAUCCUGGAAAGCAUCCAGAAGGAUACAGCUCAAAAUUUCAGUUUUUCCCUAAACAUUCAGAAAAGCUGGAAAGAAGAAUUGCAGAUGUUCAUAAAACAGAACUCAGUGGACAAGUACCUGCUACAGCAGAACUGAAUUUUCUGAAAAAAGCCCAGAUGUUAGAGACUUACGGAGUAGACCCACAUCCAUGUAAGGACGUGUCAGGAAAUCCAGCAUUCUUGGCUUUUACUCCCUUUGGGUUUGUUGUACUACAGGGAAAUAAGAGAGUUCAUUUUAUCCCUUGGAAUGAUGUUACCAAACUCAAAUUUGAAGGAAAGACAUUUAAUUUAUAUGCAAACCAAAAAGAGGAUAAGAAAAUAAUCCUAACAUACUUUGCCACAACACCUGAAGCCUGUAAACACCUCUGGAAAUGUGGAAUAGAAAAUCAAGCUUUUUACAAGCUUGAAAAAUCCAGCCAAGUUCGGACAGUUUCCAGCAGCAAUCUCUUUUUUAAAGGAAGCCGGUUCCGAUACAGCGGCCGAGUAGCAAAGGAAGUGAUGGAAUCCAGUGCAAAAAUUAAAAGGGAACCCCCUGAAAUUCACAGAGCCGGCAUGGUUCCCAGUCGUAGCUGUCCAUCCAUCACCCAUGGACCACGGUUAAGUAGUGUACCCAGAACUCGGAGGAGAGCUGUACACAUCUCCAUUAUGGAAGGUCUUGAAUCUCUGAGAGACAGUGCCCACUCUACACCAGUGCGGUCAACAUCUCAUGCUGAUGCUUUUGCGACCCGCUCAAAGCUAUCAAAGAGUGAGAGCAGUGAAGGAGCAAUGAUUUUUUCUGAUGAAGCCUACAGCCCAACAGACAGCAUGCUGCCAACACCAGUAGCAGAACACACUCCUGAGCUGCUGCUUUCCAGGCAGCUCAAUGGUGCCCCCUGCAGCAUCGAAGAGGAAAAGGAGUCAGAAGCAGGCACACCUACAGCAUUUGAUGUAGGAGGAGAAUCCAAAGCCUUAAGUCAAGGUGCCAGUGGAAGGGGUGAGCAAGAAGCAGAACAGGUGAAUAAGUUUGUUUUAAGUGUUCUCCGCUUACUCCUUGUGACAAUUGGACUCCUGUUUGUUUUGCUCCUUCUCCUGAUCAUCCUUACAGAGUCUGACCUUGACAUUGCCUUUUUACGUGAUAUUCGACAAACACCUGAAUUUGAACAAUUCCAUUAUCAAUACUUUUGUCCCCUCAGGCGAUGGUUUGCCUGCAAGUUCCAGUCAGUGAUGAGCCUGCUUAUUGAUACCUGAAGACUGCAUCUGCUUAAAAUCAUCCUUGUGGACCGAGGCAUUACCCGCAGCCUGUUCCUAUCCAUGGGACCCACUGUGGCACCAUUGGCACAUAAACCAGUCUUUCAUGAAUCAAAAGAAAUACCUGGGUUAGGCUCUUUAUUUUCCAUGAAACAUUACAGAUGCAGAAAGGGAAAGGUGUACUAGCACCUAAUAGGAAGUUAAAAUGAAUCAAGCAGUUUUCAAAAUGUUCUCCUCCUUAGAUCAACUAGCAUUCUUUUAUCACUUUCAUACAUUAUUGUGCACCAUUUCAUAAUAAAAUCUAGUUGGCUAAAAAGAUAUUUAUUUUAAUAAUACUUAUCAUAUUUUUGUAGACCAUCACUCUGCAAAUGUGGAACAUACUAGAAAACUAGAUUAUAGUGAAUGUUUUGUAAAGGUGCUAUUAAUUAUGCCAUAUAGGACAAAGUCAGACUAUUUUGAUGAUACUCACUUCACAAUAGGUACCUAAAUGCAAAGUGUGAAAACUGCUAGAUUCAACUGCUUAAGCUACUCUGUUGGAAAACUAAUAAGACAGUUGGUGGUACCUUGCUUGAAUGUUGUGAAGUACAGAUCAGUGUAUGAAAAAGUUAAGUUCACUGCAAAUGUCCAAUAUGAAUUUUAUAGCUGCUAUUAAUGUCAGGGUGGGUAGACAGAAAUGGUUAGGCUGUAUACAUAUGUAUCUUUAAUGUAGCACUCACUAAGCACUAAGUCAAAUGCAAUAUGACUUUGUUGUGCCAUAGAAAGUCUGAUUGUAGUGAUACAAAGCCUUGCACCUUUAGUGCCCUGAUGUGCAGUUUUCUGUUAACUCCUUGUUUUAGCAGUAUUGCCUUUCCUAGUUCAUUAGAAGUUUAAGCAUAGCAAGUGGGACUGUGAAUAUAAGUGAUGUGGUUAUAGUUGACGAAUGUACAGUUUAUAACCAUAUCUGAAGAUUCAGUUACAUAAUGUUUUCACACAAAAAAAUGCUGUAAUUUUUUUUGUAAAAAGAUAAGAGACUGUUUUAAUGUAUAUUUUAACAAACAAAUGUUAUUUUGUUAUUAAAAUUAGUUAUAACCUUUUGAUGUCAUUGGUUUUACAUUUUGUUGGAUACUGUUAAUUACCGAAAACAGAAUCUUGAAGUGUGUUCAGAGUGCAAAACAGGCUGUUUGACACUGUAAUGCCUAAAUGAAAGUUAUUUUUCAUUUACUGGGUGUUAUUAUCUGAAAGUAAAGCAGGUAGAAGUUGGUAAAAUAUGAAUGUACUUUGUUAAGAGUGGUGCACACGUUGUUAAAUCUUAUAAUAUAACGAUAUCCUUUAUUAUGAAAGCAAUAGAAAAUCCAUGAAAUUGUGGGAGACAAUUUUUAACUGCUUGUCUGUUGAAGAUAUGAGACAGAAAGGAGAAACAUAUGCUGUACCUGCUUGAUACAUGACAAGUUUAUUCUUCCUUUAUCUCAACACACUCCAGAGUGUCUUAUUUCUGAUUACCAAAUUAAUCCUUGCUUGCCAUCAAAUUGUAUACUUUCAAUGAAGUUUAUAGUUAUCAGAAAUGAAAGACUGCAUUAUAUUUCAAGUUGCUUAAGUCUUCUGCAUUAAUUCUAUUAAUGUAAUCCUGCUUUUUGCAGUUGCAGAGAUGGUGGAGAACAAUUUCAAUGCACGCAUUUUUUGCACAUACAUUUUGCACAAAUUUGCUCCCGUAUAAGCAUAUGUCUCUCAAUUUUCAUGUCAAAUUAUAAUGAAAUGAUUUCUUAAAUUUUGUAUUGUUUUGUUCUAGGUGUGAUAUUUCAAAUAUUAGUUGGCAAAACUUAUGUACGCUUCCUGAUAUUUUUCUCAUUUGUAAUCUUUCACUUUUAUUUUCAUGACAGAUUCAAAAUAUACUGAAAAUAACUUAAUUCUGUAAAUUAAUUUAGGGGCCCACCUUUUUGGUGUUGCUUUUAUGAUGUCCUGGCACACUGACAUACAGGAUUAUUAUUUUUUUAACUUGUAUUUUUUUUAAUUCUUCUAAUGACUACAGAAUUAUUGUUCUGUUAAUAGAACUUUCCUGUUUUUUCAGAAUCCAGGCUAUCGUUACAAAUGGGCCACUCUUAUCAUUGCAAAUGGGGACUAAUCAAAAGCGCAACAAGUGUUACAGGAUAUUCAGUGCAGUAGAAUUGUACUACGGCAAAAAAGAUGAUACCUAUUUCCUUGCCCCAUACCUUUUUGGAAUUGGGCCCACACGUAAACUGCACUUACCUGGUUACCUAACCAGGAAAUGCCUACACCUGUGGUCACUCUAGAGAUAAUGGAGCAAACAGUCCCCACUCAAAAGAGCAGGAGAUAAUCUCCUAUGAUGCUCAUAUUUUCUCACGUCAGACAAAUCUUGGCAAGAUUUUCUUUUGCUUCCAGAUACACAAUAACAAAGCCUUGUGUGAUGGCACUAUGAACAUGCCAAAGGGCUAGUCAUUUGAUGCCAUCAUUAGAAGACAAAUGUGCAUAUUGUUUAGUAAAUGUGAAAUGGCUGAUUAUUCUGUUGAUGAUUUUGGGAAAAAGAGAAUCAGAAGAGAAUGUCAGUUGUCAAUAAAAUAUGGUAAUUAAACUGAUGUCACAUACAACACAAUUUGUGACUGUGUUGUAUAAAACGUACUUGGUUUAGUGCUUCUACCUCAGUCAGUCAGUAGUACACAGUGUUUCUAUGCAGUGAGCGGAAGUCCUAAUAUCAGUGUAUUAUCAUUAGCCAUUUGAGUAAAGAUGCAGCAUUCCCUUGGUUCACAAUUUUAAGUGCACAUAUUUGUUUCCAAGGUUACCUAACAUGGGUGCCACACCUUCCCAACACACUUUAUUCGCUGUGUCCUGAAAAAUAUGUUUGGCCAGGGACAUUCUAUCCUCAUAUCUGCUUAAAAAAGGAUAGCUCUGCUUACUGGUACCUGAAUAUUAGUUUAAUAUAGAUAUACGGACAAAAACAGAGAGUGUGUAAAAAAACAGAGAUGGUAUAUUCAAACUGUAGCAUUAAAAGAACCCAAAAACUAGUAAUUAGUUUAAAAAAAUAUUAAAACAGUUAUGGCCCCAUUGGUGAUGAAAAGAUGCUCAUUAGAUUAUAUAAACAUAGUGUUUUUUGUGAUAAUAAAUUAUUGAUGUUUACUGGUAAGUUCUCCGACUAUAAUACUGGAUGAAAUUGAUAUUUUCAAUACUCCAGCAUUUUCUAACCUUUAUCCCUUGCAUCUGAAAUCUUGUAAGCAUUUCUAAUCCAUUUUAUUAAGCUCCACAAAGAUCUUGAUUUAACUUGAAAUGUUUUAUAACAAAUUGUUGCAGUGUGGAGAAGAGAAUGAAGCACUCUGCUCAGUUAUCGGUGAUGUGUACUUUUAUAAUAUUUAGGUAAAAUCUAUCCUUUCAGAUGUCUUGUUAUAGGAAUGCUGCAUCUUUAACAAUAUUAGGAUCAGAAAACCUAAAACUGUAAUGUAGUUUUCAUUAAAAGGUAGACCAUCUAAAUGCCAAGUGUCAUCAGCCAUCUUAUUCUUCAAAGAAAUGUACUUUUUCUACAUCUCUGACAGCUGCCAUAAGCUUUAUACAUCUGAAAAACUUUUCUGUCACUUCCUUGUCACUGGUGUCAUGAAGAUAUUUUUGAAAUGAAAUAAAUAUUUAGACUGUUAA